Nannizzia gypsea CBS 118893 is the source of this 630-nucleotide messenger RNA. RefSeq names its product splicing factor U2AF subunit. Gene Ontology annotation, molecular function: metal ion binding; pre-mRNA 3'-splice site binding. The transcript is spliced from 3 exons. Gene Ontology annotation, biological process: mRNA splicing, via spliceosome. Lineage: Eukaryota; Fungi; Ascomycota; Eurotiomycetes; Onygenales; Arthrodermataceae. The record is from RefSeq and is a predicted model, not a curated record. Bases 1 to 630 code for a protein of 209 amino acids. Gene Ontology annotation, cellular component: U2AF complex; spliceosomal complex.
AUGGCCAACUACCUCGCUUCUAUCUUCGGAACCGAGCAAGAUAAGGUUAACUGCUCGUUCUACUACAAAAUUGGUGCCUGCCGUCACGGCGACCGCUGCUCGCGAAAGCAUGUCAAGCCGUCAUACUCGCAGACCAUCCUACUACCGAACCUCUACCAGAACCCGCAAUACGACCCCAAGAAUAAGAUGAACCCCAGCCAGCUGCAGAACCACUUUGAUGCCUUCUAUGAGGACUUUUGGUGUGAGAUGUGCAAGUAUGGUGAGAUUGAAGAGGUAGUGGUGUGCGAGAACAAUAACGACCAUUUGAUUGGAAACGUGUAUGCCAGAUUCAAGUACGAAGACUCUGCGCAGAAGGCCUGCGACGCGCUGAACUCUCGCUGGUAUGCGGCUCGACCGAUAUACUGUGAACUAUCGCCCGUCACCGAUUUCCGAGAAGCGUGUUGCCGACUGAACAGCGGCGAAGGGUGUGUCCGAGGCGGCUUCUGCAAUUUCAUCCACCGCAAGGAGCCCAGCGAGGAACUUGACCGAGAGCUGGAGCUGUCGACAAAAAAAUGGCUGAGACUUCGCGGCCGGGACGAACGGAGCGUAACCCGCAGCCCGAGCCCCGAGCCAACGAGGAAGCGGUACUGA